Messenger RNA from Neogale vison (American mink), 1494 nucleotides. It is a transcript of the gene CALB2, whose product is annotated as calbindin 2. The coding region runs from base 90 to 905 and encodes 271 amino acids. Gene Ontology annotation, biological process: regulation of presynaptic cytosolic calcium ion concentration; regulation of long-term synaptic potentiation. The record is from RefSeq and is a predicted model, not a curated record. Gene Ontology annotation, molecular function: calcium ion binding. The transcript has 11 exons. NCBI's taxonomy places the organism in Eukaryota, Metazoa, Chordata, Mammalia, Carnivora, Mustelidae. Gene Ontology annotation, cellular component: synapse; nucleus; terminal bouton.
GCGUGGCGCGCAGGACCUGGCCGAGUGCGGGAGCGGAGCCGGGCGCAGGGACAACGCUGUGCGCGCCUGAGGUCUCCCAGCAGCUCGCCAUGGCUAGCCCGCAACAGCAGCCCCCCUACCUGCACCUGGCCGAGCUGACGGCAUCCCAGUUCCUGGAAAUCUGGAAGCACUUUGACGCAGACGGAAAUGGGUAUAUUGAAGGUAAAGAGCUAGAAAACUUUUUCCAGGAGCUGGAGAAAGCAAGAAAAGGCUCUGGCAUGAUGUCAAAGAGUGACAACUUUGGGGAGAAGAUGAAGGAGUUCAUGCAGAAGUAUGACAAGAACUCCGACGGCAAAAUCGAGAUGGCAGAGCUGGCACAGAUCCUGCCGACGGAAGAGAACUUUCUUUUGUGCUUUCGGCAGCACGUGGGCUCCAGCACCGAGUUUAUGGAGGCUUGGCGGAAGUAUGACACAGACAGAAGUGGCUACAUUGAAGCCAACGAGCUCAAGGGAUUUCUGUCUGACCUGCUGAAGAAGGCGAACCGGCCAUAUGAUGAACCCAAGCUGCAGGAAUACACCCAAACCAUACUACGGAUGUUUGACUUGAACGGGGAUGGCAAGCUGGGCCUCUCGGAGAUGUCCCGACUCUUGCCUGUACAGGAAAACUUCCUGCUUAAAUUUCAGGGCAUGAAGCUGACCUCAGAGGAGUUCAACGCGAUCUUCACAUUUUACGACAAGGACGGGAGCGGCUACAUCGACGAGAACGAGCUGGACGCCCUGCUGAAGGACCUGUAUGAGAAGAACAAGAAGGAAAUGAAUAUCCAGCAGCUCACCAACUACAGAAAGAGUGUCAUGUCCUUGGCUGAGGCGGGGAAGCUCUACCGCAAGGACCUGGAGAUCGUCCUCUGCAGCGAGCCCCCCAUGUAAAGCGGGGUCGGGGGCUGUUUCUCCGCCUCCCCCAAACCCUGCCCCCGCUGCCCUGCCACUUCUCCCCGGACCCCCGAGAUCGUGAGCACCCCUCCUCCGCCCCUGCCGCCUGCACCCACCAGCCUGCAGAACAGGCGAGAGGAGAGGAGAGGAGGGUGGGUUGCUGACGGGCCUCCAGGAGCCCUCUCCAGCCUCCCCGGACCUGACCCGACCGGCACGCUGCUCUGCCCACGGAAGUGCACCACCCUAGUGGGCGGUGGGCGGGGACAUGGGCGGAGCUUCCCUGCCCCUCUUCGCUGUGAUGCAUGAGCUCCUCUGCUGUAUGAUCCAGGCUUCUCUGUCCCACCGAGCAGACUCUUCCCUCCCACUCCCCUCUGCCCGGUGCCACCGACCCACCCAAACUCCCUAGUUCCACCCACCACCUCGCUAAUGGCAUAGCUGUCUUCUCAGAGUCCCUGUUCGUGGGUGCUGGCCCUUUGUCUUCUGGACUCAGCGUGCUCCUUUGCUCUGUGGGUUCCUUGUCUCCUUGUUUACCAAAGAAGAGUUUACAGACAAUAAAGUGGAAACGUUCUGCGUGGAAGCUCACCCA